This is a messenger RNA of Drosophila grimshawi, 1498 nucleotides long. It is a transcript of the gene Rpt5, whose product is annotated as 26S proteasome regulatory subunit 6A-B. The transcript is spliced from 3 exons. Gene Ontology annotation, cellular component: proteasome regulatory particle, base subcomplex. The coding region runs from base 138 to 1424 and encodes 428 amino acids. Lineage: Eukaryota; Metazoa; Arthropoda; Insecta; Diptera; Drosophilidae. Gene Ontology annotation, biological process: proteasome-mediated ubiquitin-dependent protein catabolic process. Gene Ontology annotation, molecular function: proteasome-activating activity; ATP hydrolysis activity; ATP binding. The record is from RefSeq and is a predicted model, not a curated record.
AGCUGUCAAACUCGGCAAAGGCUGGAAAAAACACGAAAUUUACAAGUCAUCGACUAAAAAGCAAAGCAUCGAAAACAUUCUAGCCGCAGUAAAAGUUGGGUUUAAGCGAGUUUGUUGUAAGAGCACAUUAACUAGAAAUGGCCCAAACUCUUGAAGACAAGUCAAUAUGGGAGGAUGGCGAGGAGUCGCUGGGCGAAGAGGUGCUGCGUAUGUCCACGGAUGAGAUUGUGAGCAGGACUCGCCUGAUGGACAAUGAAAUUAAAAUCAUGAAAAGCGAAGUUAUGCGCAUUACACACGAAAUUCAGGCGCAAAAUGAAAAAAUCAAAGACAAUACAGAGAAGAUCAAGGUUAACAAAACUUUGCCAUAUCUGGUGUCCAAUGUGAUUGAGCUGCUGGAUGUGGAUCCGCAGGAGGAAGAGGAUGAUGGCUCCGUUACUGUGUUGGAUAAUCAGCGCAAGGGCAAAUGUGCCGUUAUUAAAACAUCUACGCGCCAGGCAUAUUUCUUGCCAGUCAUUGGUCUGGUCGAUGCCGAGAAGCUGAAGCCCGGUGAUUUGGUUGGCGUCAACAAGGACUCGUACCUAAUUCUGGAAACCCUGCCAGCUGAGUACGAUGCACGUGUUAAGGCCAUGGAGGUUGAUGAGCGUCCAACAGAGCAGUAUUCCGAUAUUGGUGGUCUGGACAAACAGAUCCAGGAGCUCAUUGAAGCUGUCGUAUUGCCCAUGACACACAAGGAAAAGUUCAAGAAUCUAGGCAUUCAUCCACCAAAGGGUGUAUUGUUGUACGGACCGCCUGGCACUGGCAAGACGCUGCUCGCCCGUGCUUGCGCUGCCCAAACAAAGUCCACUUUCCUAAAGCUAGCUGGACCUCAACUGGUGCAAAUGUUUAUUGGCGAUGGCGCCAAGUUGGUGCGCGAUGCCUUUGCGCUGGCCAAGGAGAAGGCGCCCGCAAUCAUUUUCAUCGAUGAGUUGGACGCCAUUGGCACCAAACGUUUCGAUUCAGAAAAGGCUGGUGAUCGUGAGGUGCAGCGCACCAUGUUGGAGCUACUAAAUCAGUUGGACGGCUUCAGCUCGACUGCCGAUAUUAAGGUCAUUGCAGCCACGAAUCGUGUCGAUAUUUUGGAUCCCGCCCUUCUGCGUUCCGGUCGACUGGAUCGCAAAAUCGAGUUCCCACAUCCAAAUGAGGAGGCUCGUGCGCGCAUCAUGCAAAUCCAUUCACGUAAAAUGAAUGUCAGCAACGAUGUGAACUUUGAGGAGCUAUCGCGUUCCACUGACGACUUCAAUGGGGCCCAGUGCAAGGCGGUCUGUGUUGAGGCUGGCAUGAUUGCCCUGCGCCGCUCCGCCACAUCGGUGACGCACGAGGACUUCAUGGAUGCCAUCAUGGAGGUGCAGUCCAAGAAGAAAGCUAAUCUUAACUACUAUGCCUAGGCUAGAAAUUCACAAAUCUGGCACACGAUUCAACAACAAAAUCAACAUAAAUAUACUAACAAUUAUAAAAAACA